UAUUUUUUUAGCUCGGCCUCGGAGACAGUCUCGAGCAGUGAGUACUAUGAGGAGGAGGACGACCAGCUGCUAGAUGCCGCUAAUGGGUACCAGGUGGCAGCACCACCGCCGUACGUUCCGAUCCGACACUACGAUGUCAACAAGCAGCGUUACUUCUCCAGCAGGGGUGGCGUCGGAAACUACGGUCAUCAUCAGCAGCACCAGCAGCAUCACCAUCAGUACGGUUCAGCGUUUAUCCGCCGCGGCAGCACCAGCGGACUCGUAGACCUCCGGCGCUCCGAGUUACCACGUGAGUGGCACGGCGGUGGCGGAUGUGAGGAAUCGCCAUUCUACCGGAGAGAGAACUACCACCACAACCAUCGCAACCGAACCGACCAGCACAGCAAUUUCAUAAUAAUGUCCAAUGAAAGUGGCGCAGACGCCGAACGAGCCUUGAAAACGCCCCCCAAUCCCGGCGUCGAUGGAGGCUUCACCAACACAGGCGCACCGUUUACAGCAAGCAUUGCUGGCGGUGUCCCACUGGCUUCGGGAGAGAAUGGGCCAUCGAGUCAGGUCAGUGGUUUACAAACAACUCCAAGUAAAGGAACGUUCGGUGCUAGCGCUGCGGCUUCUGUUCUAGGCCAACAGGCGGGUGAUAAUAAUAACAAUAAUAGCAACGGCCAUAAGGAGGCCAACGAAAGUGAACCAACGCCUUUGCCUCCGAAGCCGAAGCCAUUAAUCAAGAGCAAGGGAUCGGUGUCCCCGUUACCGUUGAAGCGAGCAACACCAGCAGCCGCUAAUAAGCCUUCGACGCCCAUACGAGAUAUCAAUGGCAAUGGCAACUUUGAUGGCAGUCCAUUAGCGGAUGGCGACCCUUUAGGACCUAUAACAGCGGAUUCAACUGGUAAUGGACCACCGGGAAGCAGUUUCCGGCAACCGACAAAUCCGAACGCUCCGACGCGUCCUGUCGUCGGUGGGAUAAAACCACGCAAAGGUGGCUGGAAGUCCCGACCGGACGCUGAUUCGUUCAACAACAAUAACUUCUCGCCAACGGACGACGACGACAGUGGCUCCGCGGCACCUCGGAACGUGCCCGUUAAUCCGGUCAUAAACAGUAACGUGGUUGUUAAUCGUGGUAAAAUCGGUUCUAGUGGCGGUGGUGCUAUCGGUGGUGGUGGCCGUGGAGGUUGGGGUGCAAAUCAACGACGCCAGGUGACCUCCGCUAGUCGAGUGCAAAGUCCUUCGGGGGCCGGUGGAAUUCCCCCAGGGGCACCCGUAGUGGGAACAGGUGCGGCACCAGUGCCGCCCUCUAUGGACAAUCAGAGUGAUCAGUCUUCUUCGCAGCCACAGCAACCGACGACUCCGGUUCAUCCGGCUAUCGGCAUUGCGGGGCGUAGUACCUCGCGCACAGAUCUUUCCUUCGAAAACAUCCCUGGUCCGUCCGGCUUACUGCCGCACAACCCGGGCGUACCCGGCACCAUCGGGGGCAAUCCGCAAUCUAGGUAUUCAAACCUGUCGUUCUGGAAGGCCAGAAGGGUGCUGUUCUACCGGAAUGGCGACCCCUUCUUUCCGGGGGUCGAGUUUCGCUUCAAACCGGGGCGUGACAUUUGCACACUGGAAGCGCUCCUGGAUAAGAUCUCCGCCCGGAUGGAUCUGCCCCGGGGCGCUCGCUACAUCUUCUCCAUGGACGGCGACCGGAAAUACUCGCUCGACGAGCUGGAGGAUGGUUCCAGCUACGUGGUGUCCUCGUUCAAAGUGUUUAAGCCCGCUAGCUAUGGUAAGAAAAACGGCGUAUGGUACGCAUCGCCCGGCAACCAGGGCUGGGGAACCGGGAGCCGUCUGAGUCGCAAGCCCUCUGUCACCGAAGUGGACAACAUGCCGUCCGGCAGUCUGAAGCCGAGCGCCGGACGGGUCAUUCGGAUUAUCAACAGUCAUGAUCAUAGUGUUCAAUGCCGCGUACUGCUAAACCUCCGCACAUCGCAACCCUUCGAGGAGGUCCUGGAGGACCUUGGCCAAGUGUUGAAGAUGAUCGGCGCCAAAAAGAUGUAUACCAGCAGCGGGCAGGAGGUGCGUAGUUUCUCUCAGCUGCGCAACGAGUUCGCCGAGGUGGACACCUUCUACCUGAGCAAUACCCCCUCGCUUCCGGUUGGUGCCCUCGGGCCGGGUGUGAUUCCUCCCUCCCCCGCCCGACGGUCCCGCUCCCGACUGGGCGGUUCCGUACCGGAUGAUCUAUCGAAAACCGCCCGUCAGCGGGCACGCAGCAAAAGCAGACCCCGAGUGCUGUACGCACCGGAAAACGAACUGGUUAGGGCGUCGUCCGAUUACCCGCUGCUAGAUGCCAUGAAGGAGGAACCCACCCGCAUCACAAUCCGGGGGUUGAGGCGCACCUUCUACCCCCCAGCGCAUCAUCCUCCGGUGGAUAAUUCGCCGCCGGAUAAGAAGCUUUCACUAUUCUGGGUGCACGGUUAUCGUGGAAUCGACUCAAAACGGAAUCUCUGGGUACUGCCGUCGGGCGAACUAUUAUACUACGUUGCAGCCGUGGCCAUUUUAUACGACCGGGAAGAGGAAGCACAACGGCAUUAUACAGGACACACAGAAGAUAUCAUGUGCAUGGAAGUGCACCCAUCACGGGAGCUGGUAGGCUCUGGCCAACGUGCCGGCCGCGACCGUAAGUCCCAAGCCCACGUCCGCAUCUGGAGUACGGAAUCCCUCCAAACGCUGUACGUCUUCGGCAUGGGCGAGCUGGAUUCCGGCGUCAUCGCGGUGGCAUUUUCACAACUGAACGGCGGCAGCUACAUCCUGGCGGUGGAUGCCGGUCGCGAGAGUAUACUGUCGGUGUGGCAGUGGCAGUGGGGGCAUCUGCUCGGCAAAGUGGCGACACUACAAGAAGGCAUCUGGGGCGCGACAUUCCACCCGCUGGACGACAAUCUAUUGAUCACACACGGCAAGGGGCACCUAGCGUUCUGGCACCGUCGGAAGGAUGGCUUCUUCGAGAAGACCGACAUUAUCAAACCGCCAUCGCGAACCUUUGUCACGUGUGUUCAGUUCGAGCCGGACGGUGAUGUCAUCACGGCGGACAAUGACGGUUUCAUCACAAUCUACAGCGUCGACGCCGACGGGGCGUACUUUGUUCGAAUGGAAUUCGAAGCUCACAAUAAGGCCAUCUCCUGUUUGGUGAUGCUGUCGGAGGGAACGCUUAUUUCGGGUGGUGAAAAGGAUCGCAAGAUUGCUGCGUGGGAUUCGUUGCAAAACUACAAGCGGAUCACAGAUAUUAAGUUACCGGAGACGGCAGGAGGCGUUCGUACGAUCUACCCGCAACGACCUGGUCGGAACGAUGGGAACAUCUACGUUGGAACGACGAGGAACAACAUUUUGGAAGGAUCCCUGCAACGCCGCUUCAACCAGGUUAUCUUUGGUCACGGUAAACAGCUAUGGGCCUUAGCAGCCCAUCCGGAUGACGAGGUAUUCGCAACUGGCGGUCACGAUAAAUAUGUAGCGUUAUGGCGGCGCCACAAGCUUAUUUGGACAUCGUCCGUGGGCUACGAGAUCAUUUCGCUUGCGUUCCAUCCGUACGGAGCAGCAUUAGCUGCCGGUAGUUCUGAAGGACAUCUGGUGGUCAUUAAUGCGGAAAAUGGUGCAACAAUGUUGACGAUCAGAGUCUGCGGUUCCCCACUCAACUGCGUAGAGUUCAAUCAAGUCGGCGACAUGAUUGCCAUCGGAUCACAGAACGGAAGUAUCUACCUCUUCCGGGUGUCGCGAGAUGGGUUCUCGUACAAGAAGAUCAACAAGAUCCGAGGUUCUCAACCGCUAACCCACCUGGACUGGAGUUCCGAAGGCAACUUCCUCCAGACGGUGACGGUAGAUUUUGAUCUGCUCUUCUGGGACGUGAAAUCCCUCUCGCCGGAGAAGAGUCCCAUCGCCAUGAAGGACGUUAAGUGGAUGACCAACAACGCGACGGUUGGCUUCCUGGUGGCCGGCAUGUGGAACAACCGCUACUAUGCUACGCCGGCGAACACCAUCAUCGCUACCACGGCGCGCACCGUGGCGCAGGAUCUGGUCGUCAAUGGCGACAACGAUGGAUACCUCCGCUUGUUCCGCUAUCCGUGCAUCACGCCUCGGGCCGAGUUCACCGAAGCCAAGGUCUACUCAGGAACGUUGGCGUGCGUGAAAUUCCUGCACGGCAACCACAGUCUGGUCACCGUCGGUGGCACCGAUGCUUCCCUCAUGAUCUGGGAGCUCACCGAAGAAUAGCCACUGUGGCCACCGUGGCGUACAGGUGCCGCGCCACAGUCCGCCUCUCCAGAACAAGAACAAACAUCAGCGGACGUCGUCGAAUCCGUGACCGACGAUCAGCGGCCGAGCCAAUUGGGAAACACAGCGGAAACUGCAAACGGUACAGCUGAUCAAUGGGAGGAUCAGGACCGGUCAGUCGAUGGUACCGAGGAGGAUGAACUGGACAACGAAGGAGACGACGAGAGGGAUAACGACGACUCGGACGGUUACGGCGCCGGAUCAAGACUCGGGGAAGGCCUGUACGAGCGGCCCCGGCGUCUACGGUCCCGUUCGUCACGGCGGGCCCCGCCCAGUGUGCGUGCCGUGACAGCCGUCGAACCGUUUCCGACCUCCCCGCUCGAGGACGACGAGCGAACCGUCGAGUACGCCGUCCUGCUGCCGGACUCGUUCGCUGUUCUGGAUUCAUCUUUCUGAAACUUUUGUAAAACACCGUUAGUUUAGUAGUUAGCGUCGGGAUCGCGAACUUCGGGUUGAUUGACGCAGGGUGAUCGAUUGAUGGUUGAUUUUGAAUUGAACAGUGCGUUAAUCAACGUGGAGUUGCCAGCCUGUUUGGGGUAACAAUCUUCCUAAAAAUGAAACUUAAUUUUAGAUGUAGUUAUCGUCGUAGGGUUGGGAAAAAAGUUGAAUGACUAACAGAUUCAAUAUGUAAAGCGGUUUUUCUAAAGCAAAGGUCACAUAAUCCUCACACUGAAUCACUCAUUCACCUUUGAGCACAGUUAUAAGUAAGGUAUGCACACACUUUUAACAAGUGUUUAUUCAGGUCGAACAUUUGGAAAUAUGUAACGGAAACUACGGCCAUUGAAAUGGAUUUUCUGAACACUUAAUCAGCUACAAUCAUCAUCUGUGUAUCAAAUAUUGUUACAACUUCUUCUUCGGAAGAGAGAACAGUGUAAUGUUUUAAAAACGAUAUUUGUAGAACUCGACUCAUGAUUUAUAGCGAAGCUUUCUGGUAAUUUGAUUUCUAUCAUUAUUUCGAUCUCUUUUUUUUCAGAUCCUAGAGUCACCUCUUUGUCGGUGGCUUCAAAGAGAGUGGAAUCGAAAUUGGAUUUACAUGUUCUUUCAAUUAAUGAGGAAAACGCCUUUAAUAUUCUUCGAUCCGCAGAUAAAUAAAUAGUAGAAUUAAACUUAACGUAAUGGGAUUCGGCUUUUCAGUCUCAGUUGUUCAAACAAUAAUGUUUUAACUGCCCAACGAUGAAAUUUCGAACAGGCAUAAACUAUAGUUCUGAAAGCGAUGCAGCGCACCAAAUCCGGUUUUGGAAGCGUCACCUUCUACGAUGAUCUCUCCGGGUUGUGGUGAGUGAGCAAUAGCUCCGAUUGCAGGACGCGCUUGAUGUUGCUGAAUGCGUUUUUACAUUCUUGAUUCCGUACAAACUUGGUGCUGUGACGUCAGUAGGUGUAGGCAUUUUCGAAAUUGUUCCAAUUUUUGUUGGAUCCGGUUGAAUACCUCUAGCACUGAUGGUUCG
This is a messenger RNA of Armigeres subalbatus, 5735 nucleotides long. It is a transcript of the gene DCX-EMAP, whose product is annotated as echinoderm microtubule-associated protein-like CG42247. The transcript is spliced from 12 exons. Gene Ontology annotation, biological process: intracellular signal transduction; microtubule cytoskeleton organization. Lineage: Eukaryota; Metazoa; Arthropoda; Insecta; Diptera; Culicidae. Gene Ontology annotation, molecular function: microtubule binding. The coding region runs from base 397 to 4230 and encodes 1277 amino acids. The record is from RefSeq and is a predicted model, not a curated record. Gene Ontology annotation, cellular component: mitotic spindle.